Molecule: messenger RNA, 1433 nt
Organism: Solanum pennellii
Lineage: Eukaryota; Viridiplantae; Streptophyta; Magnoliopsida; Solanales; Solanaceae
Product: acylsugar acyltransferase 3-like
Exons: 1
Coding region: 22-1326 (434 amino acids)
Source: RefSeq, a predicted model, not a curated record
AGAUAAGCAUUUGAUAUCAAAAUGGAGUCAGUUGCCCAUCCACUUGUGUCCAUUAUCUCUGAGAAACUCAUCAAGCCAUCUUCUCCAACUUGUCCUACUAAAAGAUGGCACAAACUUUCUUUAAUUGAUCAAGCUUUUAGCAACACUUACAUUCCAUUUUCCCUUUUCUACACCAAAGAUAAUGCUAUCUCAAACACUAGUCAAAUAUCUCAACUUCUUGAGGAAUCUUUAUCCAAAAUAUUGUCCACUUAUUAUCCAUAUGCAGGAAGGCUUAAAGAUAAUACUACAAUUGAUUGUAAUGACGCGGGGGCUGAAUUCAUUCAAGUUCAAAUUGAUUGCCUCAUAUCAGAAACUCUUAACUGGCAUAAUACAGCUAUAGAAGAUUUGCUAUUUCCUCAAGGUUUGCCUUGGUCAAAUUGCGCAAGCCGUGGACUAAUUGUAGUUCAACUUACUUAUUUUAAUUGUGGAGGAAUCGCUAUAAGUAUGUGUAUAUCACAUAAGAUAGGAGAUGGAUGCAGUGGUUACAAUUUUUUUCGUGAUUGGUCUCACAUAACUUCCCAUCCAAAUAAUUUCUCCAUACCAUCUCUCCACUAUGUUGAACAAUCUGUUUUUCCUCCACCUUCAAGUGGUCCUUUUCUAUCCCCAUUAUUCAUGUCAAACAAACAUGAUUGUGUCCAAAGAAGGUACAUUUUCUCUAAUCAGAAAUUACUUAACCUUAAGAACACGGUUGCUGCUGAAUCAGAGGUGCAAAAUCCAACACGUACUGAAGUUGUGAGUGCACUUAUCUUUAAAUGUGCUGUUAGAGCAGCAAAGGCAAACUCAGGGAUUUUCCAACCAUCAUCAAUGGUUCAAGCAGUUGAUUUGCGAGCACAAGUUGGUUUGCCUCCAAAUGCUAUUGGAAAUAUUCUUACCAUAUGUCCAACAUCAAUAAUAACUAAUAACGAAGAAUCUAUAACAAUAUCAAAAUUGGUCAGUGAAAUGAGGAAAUCUAAAGAGCUAGUUUACAAAAGAGAUAACGUCAACGACAACAUGUUUGUUGCCUUGCUACUCGAACUAGCAAAAUCAAAACAGGAAUAUCAUGAAAAUGGUCCUAAUGCGUAUCAAAUUACUAGUUUGGUGAAAUUUGCUCUUCAUGAAAUCGAUUUUGGAUGGGGGAAGCCUACAAAGGUGAGUAUAGCAAAUGGACUAAAUAACAAGUUGGCUAUCUUGAUGGGUAACCAAACUGGUGGAAUCGAUGCAUUUGUGACGCUUACUGAGCAGGAUAUGUCCGUAUUUCAACAUGACACUGAGCUUCUUGAGUUUGCUUCUUUAGUUCCAAGCUGUUAGAUGUUUUACAUAUAUUUUGUGUGUUGAGUAUGUCUCUGAUGAUGACAAAUAAAAUAUGCUCGUAUUAAGUUGUACGUCAAUGUACUUUUAUUCAGAGUUUUUGAGGA